GUUUUUUACUGUUUUUUGGAGUGUCCUCUGUCUCCCUUUCCCUCCUGACAUACCCUCUGAAAUCCUAGAGGAAGAGAGAGGAUGGUGAAGAGUCGGUUGGAGAUCAACUUCCGUCGCCUCUUGGUGCGAUGCGAGACCUUGGCUGCAUCCAGUGAAUGGAAGGACACAUGGAGGAGCCAAGAGUAUCUGAAUGCUUUGACUGAACUGUUGGCUGAAGUGAAGUCUGCUCCCAACCGGCCAGACCCAGAGACCCUCUCCGACUAUCAAGCCAAGGUCGACUACCUGAAACGGGUUGUUGCCGCUGAGAAGCUGGGAACCGGAGCGGUGAGAGAGGGAGGCGGGACAGGGACGCUCAGCCUCACGGCCCCUUCCUCCCAGCUUCAGGAUCCACUCACGAGAGAUCUUCAGCAUCGCGUCACGUCUCGGGUCAACGAAGACGUUCGCAAGGAACUCUUUGGGAGGGGGGAGCAGGCCUCGCUAGAACCCAGGCAUCGGAAGGGGGCGACGACGACGACGACAGACUUCGAUGCCCUCCUCCAGUUCCACCACAAACAGCAAGAGAAGGUGGCAGAGGAUAUGCUAGGCCUCGUCCAGAGUCUCAAAGAGCAGAGUCUUGUUGCCGGGAAGAUCAUCCUCAAGGACAACAAGGUCCUGGAGAAGAGCUCGCACCUGGCCGAGGGGAACUUCGCCCGUCUGAAGGUCGAAUCGGAUCGUCUGAGCGAGUAUCGAAGUCGCUCCUGCAAGUGCUGGGUCUAUCUCCUUCUCAUCAUCAUCUCGGUCACCUUUUUC
Messenger RNA from Darwinula stevensoni, 789 nucleotides. Lineage: Eukaryota; Metazoa; Arthropoda; Ostracoda; Podocopida; Darwinulidae. The record is from the annotation of a GenBank genome assembly.